UCCCGGCUGGCCAGCUGCCAGAGCAACGGAGAGGAAAGAGAAAGAGCAGCAUAAAACGGAUCGGCGUACGAAAGGACAAAGAAUAUCGGAGCAACGGCACAUGCUGAAUCGCGUUCACGCUGAAAUACCUGAGACAUAAUAGUCCAGUGGAAUAAAAAUACUAAAUCCGAGCGGGUCACGCGCUGCCUGAAAUUUCUUAUUUGGAAAGGCUUACUCAAGACUCAAGCGAUGCAAUUGCGGUUACCCUUCCGAGCUUCCUAUAUUCGGAUAUUUACGCCUUUCCGCUCGAAUUAGCGCUUUAUAACACCGUGUGUUCGUGAUACGCAAAGGAAGAAAAAAACUAUUCAACCGUUGCACGCUUGUGUGUACGCAGUAUCGUUCUUUAGCAAAUUAUCAAUUACGCGAUAAACACGCUUUAUUUACGGUAAGACUGGCUCGUGAGAAUUUUCAUUUCUACCGUUAAUACCUAAUAAAAGAGAUAUUCGUCUCAAGGGUAAAAAGAAUUCGACUCUGAAGAGAUUAAAAAUUAACCGGCUUAUCUCGACACGCUUGUUAUAAUAUAGCUACCUACGAUCCACCGAAGCCAGUACUAUCGUGCUACUCGAGUUAAACAACACGUCGCAUGCCACAUUCGUUGCUAUCGAUGUACACGAGAUAUGUACGUUCAUUACAGAAACAUCGUUCAUCCACCACAUCUCGCUAACGCAUCACCAAUGCGUGUUCCCUGGCUACAUUCCUUCGCGGAAAUCCAACAAUGACAGGAAACCCGACAGAGUUCCGCAAGGGCUCUUACCUAGCGGCUUCCAGGACGUCAGCGAGGAUCUUGCUUCUUCUAUGGUUUCCAAAGACCCAGAGGAUCAAAGGCAAAACAAAGAGAACCGCCACGUAAACGGAACCACGCGUCACCAUGUUUCCUCUCAGGCUGAUGUCCGGCCUUGUGAGUUAUUCUCGUCAAGGUCAUCGGACCGCCCCGGUUAAAGAGUCCAUUGCCCCUUUUCAGACUAGUUCCGACGGCUUUGUUCCAACAUUGAUUCCAGCUCGAUUCCAGUGGCCAAGAAUUCGCUUCGCCUCCAACGUCUGCUAUUUCAUAUUUGUCGGAUAUUUAUUCGAUCGAACAACAAUAAUCUCCGAUAAAUCAUUCGCUAUCGUCGAAGAAACAAUGGAAGUCUGUUUGACGAGGCAGAUGCACCUCACGAUGCACCAGAGGACGCACCUGCGACUAUGCUUUUCGUUUGUGCAAUCUUCGAAGCGAAGUGCUGAUACUAACAAUGGCUGAAUUAUGAGAAACGCGCUGAAUCUACCAUCUUCUCUUCGAUUUGAUCUACGACGGACGUCUGAGAAGCAUUCCGACAUUUUGUAAUUUAAUCAUCGUUCCUUGAAAAGGAAAGUUUUGCUCGUCGAUGCAUAUCGCGUAAGUGUGUUGAUCUUGAUUUUUUCGUGGCUUGACCUUGGACUAGUUCCUUUUUGGAUGUGUUUUAUCGGUCAAUGGAUCUAGGAACAGCGAUGUUGAACAAUGAACGAAAAUCUCGAUCGAUUUGAAAACUCCUGGUGAAAGAAUUGAUCCAUCACCUUUGAUGGAUCCUACACGAUCGUUUCUAGUCCGAGAGAGACCCAUGUAGCUCUACUCUCAUUUAAUUUAGUACUUUUAAGAACAGUAACCUAAUCGAAAUUCCUAACUAAGUCGUUCAUACCGUACAGGUUAGCUGUCUAUAAGUCGUAGAUCCCAGGUUUUACGUUUAUGAUCUAAGACCGUUUUAGGUUUAAGGCAAUCGAUUGUAUCCAAAAACUACAAUGUAUCGAUGAAGGCGUAAAUAAAUAAAUAAAUGUAGAGAGAACAAAGAGCUGAUAAGCGAGACUGAUGGGUUGUUAAAUUUUUGCUCAGAGUCGUUCAUGAAACUUAUAAUUUAUGAGUAAGUGAGGUUGAUAAUUUUUUGUAAUCCUUCUUAGAAAUCUGUGCAUGCAUAAUGCCCGGACAACGAACGAUCAUCAGGUGCGAUCAUAAAAUACGUGGAACGGAGGAAAAUCAUAAAGCACGUUGUUUCUUGCUCCGAUCGUCGAAGGAAAUUCGUCGUAGCAUCGUAAGGAGGCUAUAGAGUAAUUCGACCGAGUUACAAAGCGUUGCCGGACUCGUUCUUCGUGUUUCGCAGCGCGAGAAGUUUACGGGCGCGUCGCAAAAGUGGAACAAUCCCGACCAGAAAUAAUCGUGCCGGCCCGUUGCUAAAAGAACCGUGAAAGUCGCCAGCGAUCGGCUUCUCCGCUGUUGCCGGUCGUCACUUUACAAUGGGUAGGUAACGGGUCGCUGAGCUUUCGCGUGUCGUGAUAACGAGAGACGAUCGAGCGUGAUUAUCGAAAGUGAAGCACAUUGUCUCGAAUCGUUUCGAAUCGUUUCGAAUCAUUUCGAAUCGUUUACAAUGAUGGAAAGCAUCGAAACCGCUUAACUCAAAAGUGAUGCAACUUUUUUCCAAUAAUAUUGUAUUACUUUUCCUUUGUUUCGCAUCUAGACCGAACGUAUUAGGUUCUUAAUUGCCGACAGCUAUUUUAAAAAAAGACCUAACGAUCUCAAGUUAAGACCCAAAAGUUAAGUUAGGCGGCACCACUAGUACUAUAGAAAUCGUAAAGUAAAAUUAGAUAACUUGCAAUUAUUUUUCUGAAAAAAUAGACAUAU
Bombus pyrosoma is the source of this 2665-nucleotide messenger RNA. RefSeq lists its product as uncharacterized. Bases 908 to 1276 code for a protein of 122 amino acids. The record is from RefSeq and is a predicted model, not a curated record. Lineage: Eukaryota; Metazoa; Arthropoda; Insecta; Hymenoptera; Apidae. The transcript is spliced from 3 exons.